Messenger RNA from Colletotrichum orchidophilum, 225 nucleotides. RefSeq lists its product as uncharacterized. Bases 1 to 225 code for a protein of 74 amino acids. The transcript is spliced from 2 exons. Lineage: Eukaryota; Fungi; Ascomycota; Sordariomycetes; Glomerellales; Glomerellaceae. The record is from RefSeq and is a predicted model, not a curated record.
AUGUUUUGCAUUCUUGUGUUUGCGCCUUUCAACAAGAUGAAGACAUCCGUCGCUUACAUCAUCGCCGCGGCCCUCUUCGGAGCUACGCAGGCUGCCAUCACCCCGGUGAACAACAUCAUUCGCCACGAGUACAACCUCAACGCCAGAGCCGGCGUGCACGGCAACAUUGAGCGAGACCAGCCCGAGGGUGCCCUUGAGGGCGAUGUUCUGCAGCCCUUCGUCUAA